Messenger RNA from Pseudozyma flocculosa PF-1, 1731 nucleotides. RefSeq lists its product as uncharacterized. Gene Ontology annotation, cellular component: inositol phosphoceramide synthase complex. Gene Ontology annotation, biological process: inositol phosphoceramide metabolic process; sphingolipid biosynthetic process. The transcript has 2 exons. Bases 1 to 1731 code for a protein of 576 amino acids. The record is from RefSeq and is a predicted model, not a curated record. Lineage: Eukaryota; Fungi; Basidiomycota; Ustilaginomycetes; Ustilaginales; Ustilaginaceae. Gene Ontology annotation, molecular function: inositol phosphoceramide synthase activity.
AUGGUCGGCAGCUCCGGGGCCAGCGGUCCUCGACUCGCCUCGGGAGCGCCGGGUGGCCAAUACCAUGGCGGUGCCGGCAGCUCGGCCACGAUGCGGCUCUCGCCAAAGGCACAACGGAUGCUGCCGCGGUGGCUGAGCUACCUGCUCAACCGGAUCCUCGCCGCCGCAUCGCGCCUCGACGCUUCCACGUCGGUGCAGCAGAACCUCGACCGCUUCCGCGCCUGGCAGCCCACCAAGGGGCAGCGCUUCAAGUACGCCUUUCUCCUGCUCAUCGCCGUCUUUAGCCUCUUUGUCAUGGAGUCGCCCGGCUUUCCGCUCAAGCUCCUCAUCCCCGCCGCCUACGCCGCUACGCUGCUCCUCCCCAUCACGUCGCAGUUCUUCCUCCCCGCCGCUCCCAUCUUUGGCUGGCUCAUCCUCUUCUACUCGUGCAAGUUUAUCCCCGCCGCGACCCGCCCGCACAUCUGGGUUUCGGUGCUGCCCACGCUCGAGACGAUCUGGUACGGCGCCAACAUCUCGGAUAUCCUCACCCAGUUCGGCCAUCCCGUCCUCGACAUCCUUGCGUGGAUCCCCUACGGCGUCAUCCACUUUGUCGCCCCCUUUGUCGUCGCCGCCUUCCUCUUUGUCUUUGCGCCGCCGGGCAGCGUCAAGGUGUUUGCCAACGCCUUUGGCUUCAUGAUGCUCUUCGGCGUCAUGAUCCAGAUCGCCUUCCCCUGCGCCCCGCCGUGGUACGAGCUGCGCGAGGGCAUCACCCCCGCCAACUACGGCAUGCGUGGAUCGCCCGCCGGCCUGGCCCGCAUCGACGAUCUGUUUGGCGGCCACGGCUACACGGUCGCCUUCACCGGCGCCCCCAUGGUCUUUGGCGCCUUUCCGUCGCUCCAUGCCGGCAAUGCCACCAUCAAGGCGCUCUUCUGCAGCUACUUUUUCCCGCUCGCGAUCCGCAUCGGCAGGCUGCGCCUCGACGCCCGCGUCCUCUACUGGGGCUACUGCUUCUGGCUCUACUGGUGCACUAUGUAUUUGAUGCACCACUACCUCAUCGACCUCGUUGCCGGCGCCUGCCUCGCCACCAUCUGCUUCUAUUUCUUCCUCACCGACGAGAUGCGAACGGCGAUGGAGCAAAACUACCCUUUCCGCAACUCGGCCGCCGCUCCCUCGAGCGCCGCGCCUCCUUCCAACCGACCCGGGUCGGCCUUUGCGACCAACCUCGAGAACGGGUAUCCCAACACUGCCGAAUCAGUCCCGCUCGACGCCAUCGCCGCCAGCAGCAAGGCGGGCGCGCCCUACAUUUCCGCCUCGGCCGAGGCAAAGGACGAAGAGGCGAGGCUAGGCAGCUCGCUCUCGCGGCCCAACUCCUCCUUGACGGGGAGGCGGACGUCGUCGACGAGUAACGCGAUGCAGCAUGCGCAGCACCACAACGACGUCGUCUUUGCCAUCGACGACGGGUCGAUCGACGCCGGCGACCUGGGCGCUUCGGCGGCGGCGGCUGCCCACGGCGGGGAAGAGGACAAGCAGCGCCGGCCGUCAACGCUGGCCGCGUCCAACAGCGCCUCGCUUCGCGCCGGCGCGACGUCGCCCGUGCCCCGCGCACGCAGCCCGUUGUCACGCACAAAGAGCCCAGCAUCGUCUUCAUCGGCGGCGGCGGCGGGUAGCCACGCUGAUGGAUCGGCGACGACGGCGGCGGCGCCGCCAAAGCACCGGGAUAGCUUCGACGACUGGGGAAACGAGAGCGAUUAG